Molecule: messenger RNA, 1648 nt
Organism: Dicrocoelium dendriticum
Lineage: Eukaryota; Metazoa; Platyhelminthes; Trematoda; Plagiorchiida; Dicrocoeliidae
Source: the annotation of a GenBank genome assembly
CCUAAACUGCGCCUGCAACUACUGCGUGCCAGGAAUUGUGUUUACGGUUGUGCCUUGACUUGUGAUGGCGUCGUCAACUGUUUCGGAAUUUAAACUUAAGAUGAUUAAUAUGAAAAAUCAAAUCGAAAAUCUGAAAAAGGAAAUUGCUGACAAAGAGAUUAUCUUAUCUAAGGAGAAAGACGCAUGUGCUAAGGCUGAGGCCGAGGUCGCUUCGUAUCAGAAACGGAUUCGACAGCUGGAGGAUGAAUUGGAAUCUACCGAAACCCGUCUCACAGAGGCGACCGCUAAACUUGAAGAGGCUAGCAAGGCGGCUGACGAAAGCGAUCGCAUUCGACGAACGUUGGAGACGCGCCAGACAAUGGAAGAUGACCGCAUUGUCCGGUUGACAACUCUUUUGCAACGUUCCACGAAAGAGGCCAGUGACGCGAAGGCUCGGUUUGAAGAGGCUGCUCGUAAGCUGACCAUCACUGAAGUGGAACUCGAACGGGCUGAAUCACGUUUGGAAGCCGCCGAAAGCAAAAUCACCGAAUUGGAGGAGGAGCUCCGCAUCGUCGGCAACAAUGUGAAGUCUUUGGAAAUUUCCGAACAGGAGGCAAGCCAGCAACGACAGUUGUACGAAUCUCGUCUGGCGUCGUUAAAGAAGCAAUUGGCUGAGGCUGAGCGGCGCGCCACUGAAGCAAGCCAGUUGGAACAAAACAAACAGAACGAGCUGUGCAAACUCGAAGAGGUUCUGGAGGCCGAGCAGCUCAACCACGCCAAUCUCCGCAAAGAAAUGGAGAACAUGUUACAAGAAGUGGGCAAUAUGUGAGAUGCUCACCGAUCCUGGUCGCUUCCUUCGCACCACGCCCCUCAGUCGUCCGAUCGCAUUGGACGCAGCCGAUCUGACACAUUACGGACGCCUACGGCCUUUUUGCCUCUGACCACUUUGAACCCGUUUCAGGAUUUAACACUACGUUUUUGCACGCCUCUGUGAUGCUUCCUUUUUUGUAUGGGAGUGCACAUCUCUCUAACUGCGCUCUUUCCCGCUUGCUUGUCUUCCUCCUACUUCACUGUUUCGUGAUACAUUAUGAACUCUUGUCUUUUCCCCAAUGGAGAGUAUGCCGUACCCUAUGUGUUGCUAUGCAUUUGUUUCUCAUAGUUUAUCUCAUAGUUUCAUUUUAUCCAUCAGCUUGCACUCAUCAAAUAAUCAUGCUUUGCUCGAACUUAUUGCUUCGCUAUUUUUUCGACAAAAACCUUGCCAACUUGUCCUGACGCACGCGCCGUUGCCGUAUCUCUCUCUCUCUCUCUCUGCGUUUUCAUUCCGUUUAUGCAAUCGUGUUGCACUGCGUUCCACGGAAAUUCCUCCCCUUCUGCAUGUUCAGCAUCCCAGUUGCACGUACGCGUUGGCAAGUUUUUUUUAGGGCCGCAUACGACCCGAUGGGCCAGAAUAUAUCUGUGUCCACUUUUGUGCUCCGAUCAAUCACUAUCCUCUUUCCUUUUGUUGCGUAUGAGUGGUCCUUUACAGUCCCUCUGACUGCAAUAAGCGAAGCUUCAGCUAACUUGCCCAUUCAUUCAAAUCGUUUACCCGCUCAGCUGGGUGAAUUUACUGUUUUUCUCCGAAUAAUGUUACCGCGUCCAAUGAAAAAGCACCUGACAUUCAGCCUAUUUG